UUCCAAAUCGGAUUCACAUAAAGGGGGUAUAGUAUAACUUCUCCUCUUCCCAAAACUAAUCGUGAUUCGUAACUCGCCGUCGAGAGGAAGGCCGGAUUUGCCUAACGUCACUUGCCUGCAUUCGCCUCCCCGGUGACUGGCCUCUACAAUGGCCAUACUAACGGCCUCCAGAUCCCCCUGCUCACUCUCACCCUCACCGCGGUCGCAGGACCCCUUCUGGGUGAAGAAGAGAUAUUCCGUUACACAGCUGUCUCCUAUUACAGUCACAUCACACCUUUCUACCGUGCACGAAGCGGAGGUGCAUUCCCGCAGUCGAACCAUUACACGGACCCCUACCCCCGUUCAUUCUGUAACCCCGUCUAAAACCUCGGGGGACAGUGUCCUCGACGAAUCAGAUGAUCACAACCUUCACGCAGCGCUCACUUCAGAGAAAACUUCCAACACGGUUCAGAGUGAAUUUGGUCACUGUGCCAGCCAAAGUUACCGUUAUAUUUCUCAGCAUAAUCCUGAUAAACCAGUCGCAGAAGAUGAGAUCGAAGAACCACCAUAUUAUAUCCUGUUCACGACAUACUUCAGUUACCUACUUCUCGUCGUAAUAGGUCAUCUGCGCGACCUCCUCGGAAAACGGUUCGCGAAGUCCUCCUUCAUCGAUUUGAUGAUACAUGAUGGAUACACACCACUUGUUUCUGACUUCCAAUCGUUCUAUGCGCGUCGCCUUGUACAACGCGUGAAUGACUGUUUCUACCAGCCGAUCUCUGGUGUCGCCGGCCGAACCAUUCUGGUCUACGACCGGUAUUCCGAAGACUUUAAUCGUACUCAGAUAUACACAGGAACGACGACAAGAGCUCUCAAUGUCUCUUCCUAUAAUUACCUGGGUUUUGCCCAGGCGCACGGCAGCUAUGCCGAUGCGGUCGAAGAAUCUAUCAAGCGCUACGGUGUCUCGGCGUGCGGAACACGUCUGGAAGGGGGUACGUGCGACCUGCAUCGGACUGCUGAGGCAUUGGUCGCGCGGUUCAUUGGCACGGAGGAUGCGUUGAUUUGUUCCAUGGGAUUCGCAACUAAUUCGACGUUCAUUCCUGCGUUGGUGGGAAAGGGUUGCCUCGUCAUCUCAGACGAACAUAACCACGCUUCCGCCCGAAUAGGCGUGAGGCAAAGCGGUGCAUGCGUGAGGAUGUUCAAGCACAACGAUAUGGGUAGCCUGGAAGAGUUGUUGCGGGAAGUAAUUAGCCAGGGUCAACCCAAGACUCACCGAUCAUGGAAGAAGAUACUCGUGAUCGUUGAGGGCCUGUAUAGUAUGGAAGGCACGAUGGUCAAUCUCCCAAAGAUCAUUGAACUGAAGAAGAAAUACAAGUUCUACCUCUUCGUGGAUGAGGCACACUCGAUAGGUGCGCUGGGACCCCAUGGUCGUGGAGUAGCAGACUAUUUCAAUGUUCCGCCUAGCUCCGUUGACGUCCUUAUGGGAACCUUCACGAAGUCUUUUGGGGCCGCUGGUGGAUACAUUGCAGGACCCAAACGACUCAUUAACAGUCUUCGGAUGCGUGGUCACUCCGGGCCGUACGCUGAAGCAAUGGCACCACCCGUUCUUAUGCAGAUUGUUGCAACCACGACCAGCAUCAUGGGAGUUUCAUCUGUCGAUGACCUUGCGACUUCAAAAAGCACGUCUCAUCAGCCCACGUUCAAGUCAUCCACGAAUAGAGUAGCAAUGUCCGAGGUGGCAGACGAGUAUCUGCAUCCAGGGAUGGUGCCGGCCUCUGCACUUCCCACCUGGUUUUCACUACCUUCGUCCCUGUCUGACGGAUCUGAGGCUCGCGAGCGUAUCCGCCGCUUAGCAUUCAACGCUCGGUAUCUCCGCGCGGGCUUGAAGAAGCUGGGUUUCAUCACAUACGGACAUCCAUCUUCUCCCAUCGUACCUCUGUUGACCUUUAACCCAGGAAAGAUGUUAAUGUUCGCGCAAAUGAUGCGGACGCGGAAACCGACCCCUUUAGCUGUGGUUGUCAUCGCUUAUCCUGUGACGCCUCUCGUGACUAGUCGUGUGAGAUUCUGUGUUAGCGCGUCACAUACGAAGGAGGACAUCGAUGUCGUAUUGAGGGCAUGUGAUGAAGUAGGGGAUAUAUUGGAUCUCAAGCAUGGGAAAGGAAAGAGAUGGCCAAUCGAGGAGAUAGUGAAGAGAAGUGUUGAACUCGUCCAUUCAAUCUGACCCUCUUGCCGGAUGAGUUCGAGAAAUGUUUCAAUUCACCACCAUGUGUUAUUUUUGUUCACAUUCUUACACAAGUGAUAUAUGUAUCAGUGCAGAUAACUGCGCACGUAGUUGAUUUCGGACUUUGGAC
Pisolithus orientalis is the source of this 2327-nucleotide messenger RNA. Its product is annotated as pyridoxal phosphate-dependent transferase. The transcript is spliced from 3 exons. Gene Ontology annotation, molecular function: pyridoxal phosphate binding; serine C-palmitoyltransferase activity. Bases 149 to 2197 code for a protein of 682 amino acids. The record is from RefSeq and is a predicted model, not a curated record. Gene Ontology annotation, cellular component: serine palmitoyltransferase complex. Lineage: Eukaryota; Fungi; Basidiomycota; Agaricomycetes; Boletales; Pisolithaceae. Gene Ontology annotation, biological process: ceramide biosynthetic process; sphingosine biosynthetic process.